UAAAUUGCGGUUGUAGACGUAUAUGUGGUCGUAUAGCAUUUAUCAUGAUUGCAGAUGUAAUAGAUUCUAUAUAGUGGUCAAUUAUGGUGAACAUCAAUGAUGAAUAUCUAAAGAACGAGAUAGUGGUGAAUCGAAAGGAGAGUUCACAUUGAACAAGCUUAUUCCAGACAUAAUCACAUGUAUUAGGUUCCAAAAGGGUGGUGAAUUGAAACUCUUUUCUCUGAUAACGUUUCUCUUUAGUUAAACCCAUUGUUGUGUUCUGUUGCUUGUAGCUUCUGCUAAAUGGAUUCAUUAGUUUAAUGAUUUUACUUUAACUCUCUUUUGAACUGUUACUCUUUUACCUAUUCCAUUUGUCAGUACUUUUUUAAGUUUUAAGCACUGUAUCAAUUGAACCAAAAUUGUUCACUAGACGAGACUAUUCGUAUUCGAAUUAGAUUUGGACAGAAUUUUUGUAAUUAAUUUCUAGUAUUUAAUUUUUUAAAAUAAUUAUAUGAACUUUGAGUUUGGUCCGGAUUUGACCCAAAUCGAAUUUGAGCAAGCAAAAUUUAAAAAAAAAAAAAAAAGAGGGACCACGGGUGGGACCAUUUACAGGUUUAUGUACCAAUAUUCUAAGAAAAUAUCUUUAUAGUUAACAGAAUAUUGGUACUUUUAUUUCUCUUUAGAACUUUUUGCAAUGAGCAUAGUUAAUCUUCAUGCUUUCUUCAACACUGAGUUUUAGAAAAAUGAAAAUUUUUUUUGUUGUAAACUUUCUCAAAUUAGUUAAAAAGUAGCUUCAAUCUACGAAAGGAGGAAAAGAAUAUAAAAAAGUUUCAUAAGGCCUUUUAUUGAUGCCUUAGAAAAUAUGGAAUAGUGUCUUUUUCCUCGAAUAAUUUAGCCAAUGGGGCUUGCAUAAGUCAAAGGUCAGAGUGAGUUUCUUACUGCUGCAUGCCACAACCUUGCUUGUUAUGUUAUGUGGCAAAUGAACUUAAGAUCCAGUGAAACAAUGGAAUCUGGUUACUACCCAGAGCGUCCUGGGGAACCAGAUUGUUCUUAUUAUAUUAGGACGGGCCUGUGUAGAUUUGGAGCUACAUGUCGUUUUAAUCAUCCUCCUAACAGAAAGCUGGCUAUUGCCGCUGCUAGAAUGAAAGGAGAGUUUCCAGAAAGAGUAGGACAACCUGAAUGUCAGUACUACCUGAAAACAGGAACUUGCAAAUUUGGAGCUACAUGCAAGUUUCAUCAUCCUAGAGAACAAGCAGGGAUAGCUGGGAGAGUUUCCUUAAAUAUUUUGGGCUAUCCUUUUCGCCCGAAUGAGACUGAGUGUGCUUAUUAUCUAAGAACCGGACAAUGCAAGUUUGGGAGCACUUGUAAAUUCCAUCAUCCUCAGCCAACUAAUAUGAUGAUUUCAUUGCGUGGCUCUCCUAUUUACCCAACUGUCGCUUCUCCAACCACUCCUGGUCAGCAGUCAUAUCCAGGAGGGAUUACAAAUUGGUCAAGAGCAUCUUUCAUUCCUAGCCCCCGCUGGCAAGGUCCUUCAAGUUAUGCACCUCUGAUUUUACCCCAAGGGAUGGUAUCAGUUCCAGGGUGGAAUGCUUACAGCGCAUCAGUCUCUUCUUCAGAGAACCUGCAGCAGACAAAUGGAAAUAAUCAAAUCUAUGGAACCUCAAACCAGAAUGAAUCGGUGACUGGAGGAUCUCAAGCAUCCUUUUCUCAAUUUCGUUCUGGGUCUGUCCCUAUAGGCUUUUAUGCAUUGCCGAGGGAGAAUGUAUUUCCUGAGAGACCUGGCCAGCCCGAAUGCCAAUUUUACAUGAAGACCGGAGAUUGUAAAUUUGGAGCAGUUUGUAGGUUUCAUCACCCACGAGAGAGAGUUCCUCCUGCCCCUGAUUGUUUGUUGAGUCCAAUAGGCCUCCCUUUACGUCCGGGAGAACCUUUAUGCGAUUUCUAUUCUCGAUAUGGAAUCUGCAAGUUUGGUUCAAGUUGCAAGUUUAACCAUCCUAUGGGAAUUUUCACGUACAAUUACUCCAUAUCAUCUCCAUCCGGUGCCCCUGUACACCAUUUCUUGGGGUCUUCUUCAGGAACUUCUGGGUUAAACCUGUCGUCGGAGGGGCUUGUUGAAUCAGGCUCUACAAAGCCCAGGCGAAUUUCGCUUUCAGAGAAUAGGCAAUUGUCUUCUAGUGAUGAAAAUAUUGAUGCAGAGGGAUAAACACUGCAACAUGAUAGGAGCUGAUUACAGUUGACAAUCUUUUAGUUGAUGAGGCAGAGUAAUCUAUAAAUUUAUUUCCCAUUGUUGGAGAUGUUCACAGUUAAUGUCAAGUUGAUUAUGUUCUUUUAAAAUACACAAUUCAGUUGACAGUUGUGUCAUCUGAAUUUCUUGUAUAAAUCUGAAAAUGAUUCCACAUUUGGUAAAACCUGGUGAACAGUUCAUCUGUCCCGAAACUCCUUUUACUUUCUAUUUUUUUUUUUUUUGUGUUAUGUUUCUUUCACAGUAUGGUAUACGAGGCAUUGCUUUUGCAGUUUUUAA
Molecule: messenger RNA, 2497 nt
Organism: Gossypium arboreum
Lineage: Eukaryota; Viridiplantae; Streptophyta; Magnoliopsida; Malvales; Malvaceae
Product: zinc finger CCCH domain-containing protein ZFN-like
Exons: 7
Coding region: 950-2179 (409 amino acids)
Molecular function (GO): mRNA binding; metal ion binding
Source: RefSeq, a predicted model, not a curated record